AUGUCCAGUCUCGUCACAGAGCCCAUCGUCGCUGACGAGAACACCGCGUUCUCGCCCAUCCGACUCGCAGAGUCUGCCCCGCUCCUUCCCUCCACCCCAAAGAAGCCCUUCUACCGCCCGAGACCACUCUGGCUCGUUCCUUUCGCCCUCGUCGCUUCCCUUACUCGCGGAAUGACCCUCGCUUCACGUGUCGAGGUCUUCACCCAGCUCGCGUGCAACUCUCUCCACGGCCACGACCACGAGCUCUACAACCACACCCUCCACACCCACCUCUCCCUCCUCCACCCCAUACACCACUCCCUCGACCCCGCAGGUCCACACCUCAUCCCCCUCCACUACACCGAUAUCGACGACGACCCAGAGAACGACCCACGCACCAUUCCCUCCUCAAAAUGCGUCUCAGACCCCGCAGUACAAGCACGCGCUGCCCGCACACAGACCAUCAUGACAACCACCAUGGGUGCCCUCUCCGCUCUCACCACAGCCUGGUGGGGCAAGUUCGGUGAACGUCACGGCCGCACACGCGUCCUUGCAAUAGCCACAUGCGGUCUCUUCCUCACCGACCUCGCCUUCAUCCUCGUCUCCACUCCCCACUCCCUCCUCUCCUCCCACUCCCACAAGCUCCUCAUCAUCGCACCCAUCCUCGAGGGUCUCUCAGGCGGCACCUCAACUCUCAACGGCGCCCUCACUGCCUACAUCGCAGACUGCACCUCCCCCGGCUCACGCGCCCGCAUCUUCUCCCGCUUCUCCGGCGUCUCCUUCAUCGGCCUCGCCCUCGGUCCCAUCAUCGGCGCCUUCCUCAUCGCCCACCCCCUGCCCCUCUUCGUAACCCCCACAGUCAGAGUAGGCGGCCAUGAGCUCCAGACCGUCACCAGUGUCUUCUGGGUGGCUAUCACCUGUUCCUUUGUCAAUCUCCUUUUGGUCAUGUUUGUCUUUCCCGAGUCGUUACCUGUCGAGCGAAGGACGGCGGGGGCGAAGGCUAGGGCCAGUGCAAAGAGCAAGUCCAAAGGAAAUCUCCCCUCCUCUACCCCAUCCACCACCCCCACCUGGCUCUCCGCCCCCCUCCUCCUCGCCCGCGCCUUCCUCUCCCCCCUCUCCAUCUUCCUCCCCUCUCCCGUCCCGUCCCCAAACCCCUCCUCCCUCACAAACCCACCCAAAGACUGGAGCCUCACCUUCCUCGCCCUCGCCCUCUUCCUCCACCUCCUCUCCUCCGGCGUCUUCCAGAUCAAGUACCUCUAUGCCGAACAUGUGUAUGGCUGGGCGGCUGAGAAGCUGAGUUACUAUAUUUCGUUUAUGGGUGGGGUGAGGGCGCUGAAUUUGUUGAUCGUGCUUCCUUCGUCAGCAUCACGCACUCUACCUCCAACUCAACCCAAGCCCGAUCUACAGCUCGCAGCGAGCACGAGCACAUCCUACGCCGCCACCUCCACGUCGCAAGCAAAGGCAGGCAAUAACGGGCACGAUCAAGGGGUGCUGAACGUUGCGAAGCGAAAACCGACCAAGAACGAUCUCUUGAGAGAAAUGCAAUUCGACCUCUUGCUCAUGCGCUGCUCCAUCUUCCUCGACGUGAUCUCGCACACGCUGGUGGUGCUGGCGCCGUUGCCGCCGGUGUCGUCGCUUGGGGCGCGCAUGCAGGGAGGGGGAGAAGGGCAAGGAGGAGGAGGAGGAGAAGGGACGGGAUUUGCGGUCUCGGAAGCGUUGUUCGUCGGGGCUACUUCCUUGAGCAGUCUUGGCUCUGGGGUGAUGCCGGCCGUACAGAGUCUGGCUCUAUGCACCCUCCAAGCGCGCGCGUUGGUGCACGAUGAGGAGGGAGACGCGGAAGACAUCGAGCCGGGCGCCCUCUUCGGCGCGCUCGCCGUCCUCCAAGCCGUCGGCCAGACCAUCCUAGGGCCCAUCCUCUUCAGCGUCAUCUACGCCUCGACCGUGGCGUGGAUGCCCAAGGCGAUCUUUGCGUGUGCGGCCGGGGUGGUGGUGCUCUCGGUGGCGUUGACGGGCUUGGUGAGGCCUGAGGUGGGGCUUGGCGGGAGGAGUCGGCGAAAGGCGAGGAGGGAGGAGAGGAGGGGGAGGUCGAGGGUGAGCAAGGAUCUGAGAGGGGGUGCGGCUAGCAUGAGCGAAUCUGACUCUGCGGAGAUCCAAGCUCUCUAUACACGCGCUCAUUCCGAGUCGUGAGGGGUCUCGGUACUGCGUACUGAGUGGGCUUGAGGGGGGGAUGGGGUGAGGUGGGUGAUAUAGGCGGUUCAGCAUUCAGCAUUUCGGCAAAAACAAUACAAAAAACAAAAAAAAGGCAUUUAUGGAGAUUUGGCAAUUUGUAUCAGUAGGUUUCGUCGACGCAUUCAUUCACAAGGCUGGUACUCGGGAUGAAAGGUAAAGGUGGGGGUAUGUGUAUGAUCCUUGUUUAUUUUAACGUUAAGAGUUGCAUUAUAUAACCUAGUCGUCGUCGUCUUUAUGCUCUUGCUAGAGCUUUUGCUUGAUAAUAUCAUGGUGUGAUACUGUGAAUCUUG
This is a messenger RNA of Serpula lacrymans var. lacrymans S7.9, 2498 nucleotides long. RefSeq lists its product as uncharacterized. Gene Ontology annotation, biological process: transmembrane transport. Gene Ontology annotation, molecular function: transmembrane transporter activity. The record is from RefSeq and is a predicted model, not a curated record. The transcript is spliced from 7 exons. Gene Ontology annotation, cellular component: membrane. The coding region runs from base 1 to 2166 and encodes 721 amino acids. Lineage: Eukaryota; Fungi; Basidiomycota; Agaricomycetes; Boletales; Serpulaceae.